Theileria equi strain WA is the source of this 2604-nucleotide messenger RNA. RefSeq lists its product as hypothetical. The record is from RefSeq and is a predicted model, not a curated record. The transcript has 2 exons. Bases 1 to 2604 code for a protein of 867 amino acids. NCBI's taxonomy places the organism in Eukaryota, Apicomplexa, Aconoidasida, Piroplasmida, Theileriidae.
AUGGCUGAUCAUGAUCCAGAAAAUAAAUUAAAUAACUCUUUCGUCAAAAUCCAAAAUAUAGUAUCAAAUAAAAACACAAAUAAUUCAAGUACAGCAACCGUACAUAGCAUAAGUGUUAAAAAGGAUGAUAAUUCAAUUGAUACAAAGCCAAAAGACCACUUAUCGAAAACAGAAGAAGAGCUAAUCGAACAAGAUUUAACAGACGAAGAUGACACAUAUGAGGAACCAUCGAUAGAAAAAUACCUUCCAGGUAUUUAUGUUGAUGUCAAACUGAAGACGAAAUAUAUCGAACACAUUGGACGAAAAGUUGUUGUUCCGACUAUAAUAGACUUCUACUCCGAGUGUCUGAAGAAAUAUGGUGAUGAAAGUAAUUUCAUUUAUGAAGAAUCAUACCUGGAAGAUAUGAAAAUUAAAGAUGAUGGAUUUCGCAGCGAAAAUAGGAACAAAUCUAAAAAAUAUCCAAUAGACAAUAAUACUUGUGGUAUAGAUGAUAAUAACAACAUAAAUUACGCAAUACAAUCGCAAACAACGUACGAAUAUGGUACACAAAACAGAGGGGAUAUUAGCUAUGUAGAAUCUCAAAGAGGCUUACAGCACGAAGACAAUAUUGAUGAUGUUGUAUGGUUAGAAAAUAGACCAAAUGAUCCACUUUUACGCUGUAUACGCUCUAUCACUGACAGACUGAAUAUACAGGGUAUAGUAGGAGAUCCUUCAUCAUAUCUGAAGGAAGGUGGUGAUGACAUGCAUUACGAUAUUAAUGAUCCAUUCAUUGAUGAUAGUGCCAUGUUGUCUGAAUUAAAUAUGAGCAGAAAUGAUAUUUUGUUAAAAAGAGACAUGGAAAGAGAAUUCUCCGAUUGGAGUGAAGAAGAUGAAGAUAUAGACAUACAAGAAAUCAAACCAAGCGAUUUCAUAGCAAACUGUUACGAUGCAUUUAAGAUGGAAAUUGCAAAAAAUUCUAUAAAGGAAAACGAAUGUACAUUAUUUUUCAAUCCAGGUGGUUGGAGAAAAUAUAUGUCAAGGAUUCCAAAACAGUUCCUUACAAUAUACUAUGAAUUCGAGAAUGCAAACAAAAAUAUAGCUGAUCAUCUUACUGACAAAGUGAUACGUACUAAACUUAAAAUUUUCCUGGAAUCUAUUUUCAAAAAAUUAGUGAAAGUGCAAGAACCAAAACCAAAGAGCAAAUUGGUGAAUUCAAAUGGAAAAAAUGAAGAUGAAACCAUUUCAAAAAAACAGAAGAUAAAAAAUGAUGAAUUCAAAAUUUUUGGUCUGAACUGCAUAUUGCCAUGGAGAAUUAUAGGGGUUAAUGGUAGAAUUUUGAGGUGGAUAGUAAGAUCAAUUAUAUCCAUAACUAAUGCAAUGUCGCCAUAUGAUCUACACAAGGAGUGGUUAACACAAGUCAUCUUACAUAACGAACACAUGAUUUGUGAGCAGACUGAGAAGUUGAGGUCAAAACUAACAACUAAACUGCAAGCUAUAGAGAAAAAAAAUAUACUCGUAGAUUCUUUUACUGAAUCUAUCAAAAGCCUUUCUAAAAACAUUGGAAACAUUCGUAAAAUCCUAAAAGAAUACAAAGAUCAUGCUAACGCAUCAAAAUCUGUGCAAAUGAAACAGGAUAAAAAGGACGGAAACACAAAGGCUAAAGGAAAUACUGAAACCACAAAGGGUUCUAACACUGGCUCUUGUCUGGAAGAUAAAAGGGAUAUUCAACAUGAAACAGAGAUUUCUUCUACUUACAAUGAGAACAUUAAGCUUGUAUCCAAAAAUGACUCCAAUGCAGAGCCCCUCUGUGAUAUAUCCACCCAAAACAAUGUUUUUUGUUCAGAUAAAGAAGAUGAUUCUCUUGGAAACGAUGAUUCACUCCAAACAAUUGAAGGUAAAGAAACCAACACUGGCAGUCAAAAUACGACUAAUUUAAAAGAAUCCACACUGAACAAGGAUACAGAUAAGACGAGCGAGAGUAAUAUGGGAGACUAUGGGAUUGCUUAUUUCUUGAAACGUUCCAAAAUAUGGAAAAGAAUAAAGGGGGUUCAUAGCAUAUAUAGAUUAGUUGGAAAUGAGAUGUUAGUGUUUAUACAAAUGGUCAAUAUCAGUCUAUCAGUCAUAAGCACUAUAGGUGACACAGAUUUUGGAUAUAUAGUUGAAGAAAACACAUUGCAACAACCAUUGUUCGAUCAAUCGUAUAAGAGACUCAGCGACAUAGUUGCCAAAAUAGUGAAUGAAACAAACAGUACAAAAGUAAACAUACCAUUAGAUGUCACAAAAGUCGUUGUAAUACAUCUACAGCAAGUUCUUAAAGUUAAAGACCUCUUUGAAAGAAAAAAUAAGCGACCAUUAUUGUUCAUUGAUAAUUCUAAAUUACAAGCGGCGCCUGGAAGGGCUCUUAUCAUAGGAAGUAAAGACAAGUUUAAAAGGACGACUUCCAAAGAAAAAACAAAUGGAAAAAACAACAUAACAGACAAAAAUCAUGAAAGAACCAAAAGGGAAAUGCAGAACAAAGAUGAUCCAAAUAUACAAACUAAUCUCGGGAAUAAUUCUCAACAUACACAUUUCCCAGGCAAGUUCCUUAAGAUUAAGUGUAUAAUUGUUUUGUAUAGAAAAAAAUGA